GUGGAUUUACAAAAUAUUAAACUUGCUUAAAUAAUCAUGGUUACAAGAGAUGUCAAUGUUAAGCUGAAUGUCGAGGAAAGAGUUAAAGAAAGACUUUGUUUUAAAAAACCUACAGUAGCCCAAAUGAAGAGAUUAUCCAUUCCUGCACAUCCUUUUAUUGAGCCCUUAUCACAGUUGCAGGAAUUCCAAGAAUACAAUAAAAUUGAGUCGGUUCAUAAACGAGCUCGAAAAGCUCUUGCUAAAAAAGACUCCCGUUCUUCGUCAAGAGGAGAGAAGUUUCGACGUCUGAUGCCUUUCGAGAGAGAUGAACCAAUGAAGCGCGUAGUGCCUCAGCGUGUUGAGAGCCCAUUCUUCCCAGAAAUUCCAACAUUUGCUAGAUUUCGUUUGUGGAAAGGAUUCACUCGAUGGCGUAAAGUUAUACGUUACACGAAAAUAGAACAAUGUAAACGAUUCCUGCGUGAUAACUUAUUCAUUGCAAAUUCAUCACUUCGACCGGCAUUGUUAAAUAUCCGUGAAAUGUGCUAUCGUAUUGGAGAUAUGGGAUUAUGCAAGUUAGAAAAGGACAAAACGUACACAUUAUUGGAGUUUUUAACGAAUCAAGUUAAUCAGUUGAAUGAAGUAUGUACAAGACUGUGUGAAUUUCGUGAACUUGUCAAAGAAGUUGUCCGCGGUGCAUGUCGUACCGCGUUACUGGAAUACGGUUUUAUGCCGGACGACUAUUUAACAGAUAAUAUUACGGUACUUCCAGGAACAGAACAAUAUGGUGUGGGAACAAGUUAUAUUUCGUCAGGUUGUGAUAUGGAAAUCUAUUCAGAUGCACCGGAAAAAAUGACGUUUACCGAAAUGGCUUCCAAACGCAAACACUGUCAGCGUUUAACUUGUUUUAUACGUCUCGCGGAUUACCAAAUUGUUAGUACACUUCAUGUGCUCACAGUGAAUUCAGUUUAUACAAUAUUAGAUUGUUUGAGUGAACAUCUCCGUCACACCCCCGCUAUUAGUGAAAUAGAAACAUACAAAAUUGAAGUGGAAGAAUUAUUGGAAGCACCGAUUGCUGAUACGGAUAUAGGACGAAGAGAUAUGGGUGCUGGAAAGAAGCUAUCUUUUAAAAAGUCGGUGUCAAAACAAUCUUCAACCGAUAAAACCCAAGACGAGUCGAAACUACCUCCGCUUUUUGCAUUGGAAAUUAUACUAGAACCAUCUCGUUUAUAUUUAGUUCCAGACGAGUCUCUAUUUCAAGAUGGCAUUCUUGAAAUUAUCAAUAAAUUUCAGGAGCAAGUGUUCAACAUUAGGAACUUAACACCAGAUCCUUAUUUUGAUGCAUUCACAAGACCAUUAAUAAAUAAUAAAUUCGAGGAGAAAACAUGCGGCACAGGACCACAGCUACAAAACAUGUUUGCUGAAGAUACUGGACUACAAGAAAUCAUAUAUCAUGUCAAAAAAUCUUUGAAAAGCGCUUUUGAAGCUGUCAAUUCAUAUAUGAAUACAUUUGUAGAAAUUCAUGACUUCUAUCGAGACAACGAGGAAAUAACUAAAGAAAGUAUACAACUGGACUAUGCAACACGGACUGGUGAAAUGAAUCAUGUGGGACGUCUUAGUGAGACUGUUGAAUUCUUCAAAACAAACUUACUGAAACAUCAUCGUCAAGUUAAAAUCGCUGAACUUGUACCAGUUCAACGACCCAUUGGAAUGUUUUUAAUUGAUACACUGACUUUGCGUACCCGCCUUUUGCCAUCACCAAAUCGAUGCUUAGAGAUGUUGCAUAGUCUUCUACCGGUAUAUACACGUAGUGAAGUUGACAGAUUAGUGCAUGAAACUCAAGAAGCUGAAUAUACCUUGUCUGUAUCACCAAGUUCCACAGUCGAUUAUGUGAAUCAUUUUGAAUUUCUCAAUCAAAUACAAAGUAGGAUUGACCCGGUUGAGAAGGAAGCUGAAGUUAUUAAAGAACUUUAUGAAAUGAUCGAAGCGUUUAAUGUACCAGUACCACCGGAAGAUUAUGCAGUUUACCAGAGUCUUAUACCGUCGAUAGACAGAGCCAAGAAUGCUAUCGACAAAGCAUUAGGAGAUCGUGAUUUAUGUAUUGACAAAUUCUUCGGUUCUUUGGAGAAAGACGUUGCAGAACUUAUGCGUGACAUUAAAGAAGCUAAACAAGCCAUAAAUAAUCCAUUACUUUUAGAUGUUACAGCAGAACGUGAAGCUGUUCGCGCUGAACUGUCUAGACUGAAGGCAACCAUGGAUGACUUACAAAACAGGGCUGUAACUUUCAGAACAUAUCAUAAAAACUUUAAGGAUCAAAUACUUGCACGAGCUGGUGUACGAGCCACAUCAUUCAUAGUGGAACAACCACGUUUCGAGGAAUUGGAAACACUAGUUGGAGAGAUGAAAUUGAAACACUUAUUGUGGAAUUCUCUGGAAGAAUGGGAUGAAACUGUUAAGGAGUGGAUGAAGGCAGAUUUUUUCAAAUUAAAUCCAGAAGAAUUAACGAAUGUUACAAUGAAAUAUGUGAAGUCUGUCACACUACUAGAAAAAGGUUUACCACCCAACUCUGUUGUACCAUUGUUAAAGGAAAAAGUGGAGGAUAUGAAAGGAAAAUUAACAACUAUCAUGGAUUUACGUAACCCAACACUGAAACCACGACACUGGAAAAUGCUAGAAGAUUUAAUUGGUUUUCAAAUGUCUGAACUUGAAGAACCUUUGAAUUUAGGCUUUUUGAAUGAACUGAAAGCAUUUCAAAAAGUGGAACAAAUUCAAGAAGUGUCAGGUCAAGCGAGUUCUGAAGCAAGUUUAGAAAGUCUACUUAAAAAGGUUGAAGACUCUUGGAAAUCAACUGAGUUCAUUGUUUUGCCGUAUAAAGAUAGCAAAGAUGUGUUCAUUGUCGGUGGAACAGAUGAAAUACAACAAUUAUGGGAUGAUUCCAAUAUUAAUAUAUCAACUAUUGCAUCAUCACGUCAUGUCGGUCCAAUUAAAAACCGUGUUGAUGAAUGGCAAAGUUUAUUGGAUUUGUUCGGUAAAACAUUAGAUGAAUGGAUGCAGUGUCAAAGAAGUUGGCUAUAUUUGGAAAGUAUAUUCUCUGCUCCAGAUAUACAACGUCAACUGCCUAGUGAAGCUAAAAGUUUCAUGGCUGUUGACAAGUCUUACAAAGAUGUAAUGCGUAAGGUGCAAAAAGUCCCAUUGGCUAUGCGCGCAGCUACACAACCUGGUCUGUUGGACACUUUUCGUAACAAUAACCAACUACUCGAUCAAAUUCAAAAGUGUCUUGAAGCAUAUUUAGAAUCAAAACGUUCUGUAUUUCCAAGAUUUUAUUUCUUAUCAAAUGAUGAAUUGUUGGAGAUAUUGGCACAAACGCGUAAUCCCCUGGCUGUACAACCUCAUUUAAGAAAAUGUUUUGAUGCUAUUGUGAAAUUAGAGUUUGCUUUAGCCCCGGAUUCUACCGAUAAAGACGAACCAGUCUACACAAAUGAUAUAUUGGCUAUGUUAUCGCCAGAAGGUGAAAGAGUGUCUCUUGGCAAGGGCUUAAAAGCAAGAGGAAAUGUUGAAGACUGGUUGGGUAAAGUGGAGGAGGCAAUGUUUACAAAUCUGCGUAAACUAAUGAAAAUUGCUAUCAAUGAUUUUGAAAGUCUAGAGCGUGAGAAUUGGCUUAAAGCACACGCGAACCAAAUUGUUCUGACUGUAGAACAGUUAAUGUGGUCACGCGACAUCACACUGAUUUUGGAAGAUCCAUUUCCAGAGGAUCGGAUUGAUGGUCUGAAAGAAUAUGAAGAGAAGUGUUAUGCCGGACUGAAUAAACUUGCAGCAUUGGUACGCGGCGAGUUACCGAAGCUGUUUCGUGCUCUCCUGUGCUCAUUAAUUACAAUUGACGUACAUGCUCGAGAUAUGGUAACAGAAUUAGUCAAUAGUAAAGUCGAUUCACUAAGUAAUUUCGAUUGGCAGCGCCAGUUGAGAUACUACUGGGAUCUCGAUUUAGAUACGUGUGUUGUAAAAAUGGCGAAUGCAUGUUAUAUUUAUGGUUACGAAUACUUGGGUGCUUCACCACGUCUGGUGAUCACUCCAUUAACCGACAGAUGUUAUCUCUGCUUAAUGGGGGCAUUACAAUUAGAUUUGGGCGGUGCUCCGGCUGGUCCAGCUGGUACUGGUAAAACGGAAACCACGAAAGAUUUAGCAAAAUCUGUCGCAAAACAGUGUGUUGUCUUUAACUGCUCCGACGGUCUGGACUACAAGAUGAUGGGACGAUUCUUCUCUGGUCUAGCACAGUCCGGUGCAUGGUGUUGUUUCGAUGAAUUUAACCGGAUUGACAUUGAGGUUUUGUCUGUUAUCGCUCAACAGCUGAUUACUAUUCGAAAUGCCAAAGCUGCUCGCGUUUCACGGUUUAUGUUUGAAGGCCGUGAAAUAAAACUAGUGCCAACAUGUGCUGCUUUCAUUACAAUGAAUCCAGGCUAUGCUGGACGUACUGAACUGCCUGAUAAUUUAAAAUCUCUAUUUCGUCCAAUAUCUAUGAUGGUGCCGGAUUAUCGUCUUAUCGCUGAAGUUAUCCUUUAUUCUGAAGGAUUUGAAUCUUCAAAAACUCUAGCGUUAAAGAUGACACAAAUGUAUAAGUUGUGCAGUGAACAACUGUCUCAACAGGAUCACUAUGAUUUUGGUAUGAGAGCGUUGAAGUCAGUUCUAGUUAUGGCUGGUUCAUUGAAACGCGAAAAUCCGGAUAAACCAGAAGAUGUUGUAUUAAUUCGUGCUUUACGUGAUAGUAAUCUACCUAAAUUUCUUAAACAUGAUGCUGUUCUGUUUACUGCAAUUUUACAAGAUUUAUUCCCGGGAGUAACAUUGCCUGAACAUGAUUACGGAAGAUUUUUAUCUGAGAUUGAAACUGUCCUUCAAGAAAUGGGGUUACAGAUUGUUUCGGAUCAAGUCUUGAAAGUGAUACAGUUUUUCGAAACGUUACUCGUACGUCAUGGAGUCAUGUUGGUCGGACCAACUGGUGGUGGGAAGACUACUAUUUACCGUGUUUUAGCCAAAGUUCUAGCAAAUUUACAUGCAGCUGAUCUACCAGAUAAUAAACCCGAAUAUCAACCUGUAAAAACUUACGUUCUGAACCCAAAAUCUAUAACUAUGGGCGAAUUAUACGGAGAGGUGCAUAAAUUAACACUUGAAUGGCACGAUGGUCUGUUGGCUUCUAUCGUUCGGCAAACAUGUGUGGAUCAGACACAAGAUCAUCAGUGGGUUAUAUGCGAUGGACCAGUCGAUGCUUUAUGGAUUGAAAAUAUGAAUACUGUAUUGGAUGACAAUAAAAUGCUGUGUUUGGCUAACUCGGAGAGAAUCAAACUAACCAAUUAUGUCCACAUGUUGUUUGAGGUAGAAGAUUUAGCUGUUGCCUCACCCGCAACUGUUAGUCGUUGUGGUAUGGUGUAUGUGGAUCCUGAAGACUUAGGAUGGUUACCGUAUGUAAAAACGUGGCUAAAAUCAAUUGAAGAUAAAUUAGUUCCUCAUGUUGUUGAAUACAUUAUGGGUCUUUUUGAGAAAUACGUUGAUCCCUUCCUACAGUUUGUAAUGAAUAAAUGUUCAGCAAUUAUCCCACAGGUCCCAAUUGCCCGGGUACAAACAAUGUGUAAACUUUUGGAAGUCUUAUUAACUCAUUCAGGGGGUCCACCGAUGAGUCCUGAAAAGAGUAAAUUAAAUCCAAUAUUAGCCAUGUCAUUUGUAUUCUCAUUGCUAUGGGGGUUGGCAGGUAAUUUGAUUGAUGCAAACUGGGAUUCAUGUGACGCAUUUAUACGUAAUCUUUUUGAUGACCUAGGCGACGCUCGAUUGCCACAACAUGCUGAUUUAUGGUCCUGCUAUGUUGAUAUGGAUACACGUCGUAUGGAUAAUUGGGAUAAAAUGCUUGGCACAUUUAUUUAUAAUAAGAAAAUACCAUUUUUCGAUAUGAUUGUACCGACUGUAGACACAGUUCGAUAUGGUUAUAUGUUGGAGAAAUUGUUGGAUGCCAACCAAAGUGUUCUCUUCACUGGUUUGACAGGAGUUGGAAAAUCAGUUGUUGUUCGUGGAACUCUGAAUUCCAUAGCUCAAAUAAAAAAUUAUGUACCUGCAUUUGUGAACUUCUCGGCUCAGACAAGCAGCAAUCGUACACAAGAAAUGAUCGAAAGUAAAUUGGAGAAAAAGAAGAGAAAUGUUCGUGGUGCACCAAAAGAUAAACGUGUGAUACUGUUUGUAGACGAUUUAAAUAUGCCGAAACAAGAUACAUUCGGAAGUCAACCACCCAUUGAAUUAUUGAGACAAUAUCAAGAUUUUCACGGUUUCUAUGACAGGGACAAGCUGGAGUGGAUUAAGAUUAAAGAUAUGACACUGUGUGCAGCAUGUGGUCCACCAGGAGGUGGGAGAAAUCCAGUUACUGCAAGACUGAUCAGACAUUUUUCCCUGUUCGCUAUACCUCCACCAUCUGAAACCAGCUUAAAGCAAAUAUUCUCUUCAAUUAUCAAUGGUUACUUUCUUGAAUUCCCUCAAGGAGUCCGUAAUAAUGGCGACGCGGUUGUGAAUUCUGCUGUUGAGAUAUACUCCAGAAUGGCUAAAGAAUUACUGCCGACACCUGCUAAAUCCCAUUACGUAUUCAACCUGAGAGAUUUAUCAAAAUGCAUUCAAGGGGUUUUGCAAGGUGAUUUGAAUAUUGUACGCGACAAACAAACCUUAAGUAAACUGUUUUACCAUGAAGCUCAACGUGUAUUUCAUGAUCGACUGAUAAAUCAAGAAGAUAAGAACUUUUUCAACCAAAUUCUUUCAGAUAUGGCCUCAAAGUACUUUGGUGAGACAAUUGAACCAGAAACAUUUUCCAAGAAUCCAAUACUAUUCGGUGACUUUUUAAGACCUGGUGUUCCCCGGGCAGAACGAUAUUAUGAGGAGUUGUAUGAUAUUGAAAAGCUGAAAUCGUUAUUAAUGGAUUAUUUAGACGAUUACAACUUAGUUAUGUCAAAAGAUGUGAAACUUGUCUUCUUUGUUGAUGCCGUUGAACAUGUUUGUCGUAUUGCACGAAUGAUUAGACAAGACAGAGGCAAUGCAUUGUUGGUCGGUGUUGGUGGUACAGGAAAACAAUCCCUGACAAGGUUAGCCGCUCAUAUUAAUGAAUACAAAUGUUUCCAGAUUGAAUUAUGUCGUGGUUACGACUAUUCAUCAUUUCAUGAAGAUUUAAAAAGAUUGUAUAUUUCAGCUGGAGUGGAAAAUAAACCAACUGUAUUCUUAUUCACAGAUAAUCAAAUAAUUGUAGAAGAAUUCCUUGAAGAUAUUAAUAAUAUAUUAAAUUCCGGUGAAGUACCAAAUUUAUUUGAAAGUGAUGAAUAUGAACGUUUGAUAAUUGGGUGUCGACCAGCUGCUAAAGAUGCUGGUAUUGCUGAGGGAAAUCGUGAUGCAAUUUAUGAAUUCUGCAUCAAUCGUGUACGUAAUAACCUUCAUAUCGUCCUGUGUAUGUCACCAGUUGGUUCAAAUUUCCGAGUGCGCUGCAGAAUGUUUCCAUCAUUGGUAAACUGCUGUACAAUUGAUUGGUUUGUUGAAUGGCCUGAAGACGCAUUGUAUAGUGUUGCGAAGUUUGCCUUUUCACAAGCUGACUUCAGUUCAGAUGAGAUGAAAGAGGCUGUGUCCAAAUUAUCCACUGAUAUUCAUUUGAGUGUCUCACAAACAGCUGAACGUUUUUAUGCUGAGCUGAAACGACAUUACUACACUACACCUACAAGCUACUUGGAACUACUUGAAUUAUAUACCACUAUGCUAAACAAGCGAAUCAAAGAAUUAUUGGAUGGCAGAGAUAAAUUUCGCAAUGGUUUGAAUAAGAUUUUGGAAACAAAUGAUUUAAUCGCAAAAAUGGAAGUGGAAUUGACAGCAAUGAGACCGACACUUGAAGUCAAGCAACGCGAUACGGAAAAACUAAUGAUUAAGUUGAGUGAAGAUCAAGAACAGGCCGAUAGUGUUCGUAAUCGCGUGAAAGAAGAUGAAGCUUUGGCUAAACAGAAAGCUGCCGAAAAUCAAAUUAUUGCUGAUGAUGCCCAACGUGAUUUAGAUGAGGCGAUUCCAGCACUUGAGGCAGCUAACAAAGCACUUGAUUCGUUGGAUAAAAAUGACAUAUCAGAAAUUCGCGUGUUUACCAAGCCUCCACAGUUGGUACAAACUGUUAUGGAAGCAGUUUGUGUAAUGCUUGGACAAAAAGGAGACUGGGCAACUGCGAAAGUUGUAUUAGGGGAUUCCAACUUUCUUAGGAAACUAGUUGAAUUUCCAAAAGAUGAAAUUACUGAUGGUCAGUUGAAAAAACUGAAAAAAUACAUUGAUAAUCCUGAAUUUACACCGGAAAUCGUUGAGAAAACCAGUAAAGCAUGUAAAUCUAUGUGCAUGUGGGUUCGAGCUUUGAACUUAUACGCUCAUGUGUUUCGUACUGUCGAGCCGAAAAGAAAACGAUUAGAAGAGGCGAAUGCAGAGUUAGACAAUGUAAUGCGUAAACUUCAGGAGAAACAAGCUGAACUAGUCAAAGUUGAACGAAAAAUUGCUUCCUUACAAGCAGAAUAUGAUGAAUCAGUUGCUGAAAAGAAGAAACUUGAACAUCGUCUAGCGUUGACAUCAGCUCGUUUGAAACGCGCUGGUAAACUGACAAGUGCUUUGGCUGAUGAACAAGAUAGAUGGAAAAUAUCGAUUGAUGAAUACGAAGCACAACUUGAAAAUGUUAUUGGUGAUGUGUUUGUCGCUGCUGCAUGUGUCGCCUAUUAUGGAGCUUUCACAUCAGAGUAUCGUGAACUCUUGGUGAACAAAUGGGUCCUUCGGUGUCGGGAACUAGGUAUACCAGUAAGUGAUAAUCCAACCUUAUUCAGCGUUCUCGGUGAUGCAUUCGAAGUGAGACAGUGGAAUACACAAGGUUUACCACGUGAUCAAGUCAGUACAGAUAAUGCUAUACUAGUGACACGUUCAAGACGAUGGCCACUGAUGAUCGAUCCACAAGAACAAGCAAAUCGUUGGAUACGUGUUAUGGAGGCAGAAAAUAAUUUAAAAGUAAUCAAGUUAACAGAUUCAAAUCUGCUGAGAAUACUGGAAAAUUGUAUACGGGUUGGGUUUCCAGUUCUUCUCGAAGAUGUUGGAGAAACACUAGACCCUGCCUUAGAACCAAUAUUAUUAAAGCAAAUUUUCAUGUCUGGCGGUCGACUGCUUAUUCGACUAGGUGACUCAGAUAUUGAAUAUGAUAAAAAUUUCAGAUUUUAUAUCACUAGUAAAUUAGCCAACCCUCAUUAUUUACCAGAAGUGUCAAUUAAAGUAACGAUUAUCAAUUUCACCGUCACACCAGCUGGUUUAGAAGAUCAAUUGCUUGGUGAAGUGACAGGUAUCGAACGUCCUGAGCUGGAAGAACAACGCAGUCAGUUAAUUGUACGCAUCAAUACAGAUAAAAAUCAGUUGAAAGAUACAGAAGACCGUAUACUUAAAUUGUUAUUUGAAUCUAAAGGGAAUAUUCUGGACAACGAAGAUUUGAUCAAUACACUGAAUGAGUCUAAAGCCAAGUCGAGUGAGAUUACUAAACGUUUAGCAGAAGCUACAUUAACAGAACAAAAAAUUACAAAUGCACGCUCUAAAUACUUACCAGUUGCUUCAAGAGGAUCUGUGAUGUAUUUCGUUAUCACGACUAUGUCUGAAAUCGAUCCUAUGUAUCAGUUUUCAUUGAAAUAUUUUAAGAAUUUAUUCAACUCAACAAUUCAAAACAGUCAACAAGCAUCAAGUUUAGAAGAACGUAUACAAAUUCUUCUUGAAUCCACUACUAAAUCCACAUAUAAUAAUGUUGCUCGUGGUUUAUUUGAACGUGAUAAACUAGUCUUUUCGUUCAUGCUAUGCGUGCAGAUAUUAAGGCAAAUGGAUCAAAUCACUACACAAGAAUGGAACUAUUUCUUGUUGGGUACACCUGAAGAUAUCAAGGAAUAUAAACGGACUGAACAACCAGCUGAUACGCUUGAUUGGUUAAAUGCAAGACAAUGGCGAAGAAUAGUCGAUCUGGCUCAUCAUUUCCCUGAUCAGUUUUCAUCACUGCCUGAAGAUGUUAGAAAGUGUUCAAUAUCAGUGAAUUUUAAUCCAUUGAUAAGCUUUAAAGAAAGUGAACAACAGCAAAACAGUAAUGAUGAGUUACAAAACGAUGUUGAAGAAUUAGACGCGUAUAACCUAACUCCUAAAAGUCAUGAAAAUCUUCCACGGGCUAAUUAUCAGGAUAAUUUAACAGGUUUCCAAAAACUGUUAUUAAUAUCAACUAUACAUGAAGAGAGUGUUGUAAAAGCUGUUACAGAAUUUGUUCGUGUUAGUUUAGGUGAAGAGUUCAUCGAAACACCACCGUGUAGUUUGCCUAUUUUAUAUAAAGAAAUGGACCGUAUCACACCACUUGUUUUUAUUUUAUCUACUGGUUCUGAUCCAAUGAAUCAGUUUCAGAAAUUUGCCAAAGAAUACGGUUAUUCAGAACGUGUACACUCGGUUUCUCUAGGUCAAGGUCAAGGACCAAAAGCAGAGAAGUUAAUUGAAGAAGCAAGUAAAACAGGAGAUUGGGUAUUUCUGCAGAACUGUCAUCUGGCUGCAUCAUGGAUGAUCAGGUUGGAAGAGAUAGUGAAACAGCGCGCUGAAAAUCCUAGAUCAACUCACGUUGACUAUCGCUUAUAUUUAAGUUCAAUGCCGGCAAAAUCAUUUCCAAUCUUCGUAUUGCAAAAUUCUGUAAAGGUGACCAAUGAACCGCCAAAAGGAUUAAGAGCGAAUCUCAGCAGAGCGAUUAAUGAUAUCUCAAGGGGAGCAUUUGAAACACAUGUUCUGGGAGCUGACUGGCGUAAGUUAGUCUUCGGCAUAUGUUUCUUCCAUUCAAUUAUAUUGGAGAGGAAAAAGUUUGGUCCACUAGGUUGGAAUAUCAGUUACGAUUUCAAUGACUCAGACAGAGAAUGCGCCAUAUUAAAUUUAGAAAUGUUUUGUCAAGAGUCCCACAUACCAUGGGAUGCUUUAACCUAUAUUACAGCUGAGAUUACUUAUGGUGGACGUGUAACAGAUUUCUGGGAUCAACGAUGUUUACGUACAAUUCUUCAGCGUUUCUUCCAUCCAUCUACACUGGAACCAGGUUAUGUAUAUUCACCAUCUGGUAUUUAUUAUCCACCGGAUAAAACAACACUAUCUGAAUACUCAGAAUAUGUGUCUAGCCUUCCAUUCAGCGCUGCUCCGGAGUUAUUCGGAAUGCAUGAAAAUGCUAAUUUAGUCUAUCAGCUUCAAGAGACUAGUAAACUGAUAUCUGUUAUACUCAGUGUUCAACCGCGUACAAGUACAUCAGCUAUGGGUAAAACAAGUGAUGAAUUAGUUUAUGAGAAUGCAGAUUCAAUAUUAAAAAAACUUCCAGAAAAACUUAAUAUUGAAGAAGCUCGUUCAGAUUUAUUUGAAACUGAUGCUAAAGGCCGAGUUGAUUCACUAACUACUGUACUCACUCAAGAAAUUGAUCGAUUCAAUAAAUUACUAAGCAUUAUCAAGAAUUCAUUAAAGCAACUUAGAAAAGCUAUUAAAGGUUUUGUUGUAAUGUCAGAAGACUUGGAAGGCAUUUAUACAGCAUUUCUACAAAAUUCAAUACCAGAAAUGUGGUCGUCUAAAGCUUAUCCGAGUUUAAAACCACUAGGAAGUUGGGUUAAAGAUUUAGUAUUACGCUGUGAUUUUAUUCAUACUUGGAUGAUCAGAGGAAAACCAAUUUCAUUUUGGAUAUCUGGGUUCUUCUUUCCUCAGGGUUUUCUAACUGGAAUCUUACAGAAUUAUGCCAGAAAGUAUGAUUAUCCGAUAGAUCACUUAACUUUUAAUUUUAAUGUCCUACCACACUAUCGUCAUCAAGAAGAAAUUUCUCUUGCAACAUCUAAACUACGUUUAAGCGAAGUAUUGGAAUGUGAUGCAAAUCUACAUGAACCGGAAGACGGUGUACUUGUGCACGGAUUAUAUAUGGAUGGUUUCAGAUGGGAUGAUAAGACUAUGCAAGUGACUGACUCCAUACUUGGAGAAAUGUUAGCAGUUAUGCCCGUGUUGCAUAUGAAGCCAGAAAUGGAUUAUACACCAGAUCCAAGUCACUACAUAGCACCGUUAUAUAAAACAGCAGCAAGAGCUGGUGUGUUGUCAACAACUGGUAUGUCAACUAAUUUUAUUGUUGCUGUUCCACUGAAAACAAACAAACCACCAGCGUAUUGGAUUGAAAUGGGAUCAAGUUUACUAUGUGAAUGUGUAAAUUCAUGAAGAGAGAAAAAGGAUAAUCUUUUCCUGUGUGCAAAAGAAUCAUUAUCUUUAAACAAAAAACAUAUAAACAAAGCAAAAACAAAAUAUCUUUAAAAACAAUUAAUCUAUCUAUGACUUAUUCUUUGUACUGAAUCUUGUGAGAGAUACUUAAACCGA
Messenger RNA from Trichobilharzia szidati, 12378 nucleotides. Lineage: Eukaryota; Metazoa; Platyhelminthes; Trematoda; Strigeidida; Schistosomatidae. The record is from the annotation of a GenBank genome assembly.